This is a messenger RNA of Neltuma alba, 5339 nucleotides long. RefSeq names its product ferredoxin-dependent glutamate synthase, chloroplastic-like. The record is from RefSeq and is a predicted model, not a curated record. Gene Ontology annotation, biological process: ammonia assimilation cycle. NCBI's taxonomy places the organism in Eukaryota, Viridiplantae, Streptophyta, Magnoliopsida, Fabales, Fabaceae. Gene Ontology annotation, molecular function: glutamate synthase activity.
UGUGAGGCCGGUGCUUCCUGACCUCUCUUCUUUUUAUCCCCCUCCCUCCUCUUUCUUUCAUCCAUUCUCCGCUCCACACGAUCCUAUCUCUCUCUCUUCCCUCUCCCCCUCCCUCCCUCCCUCUCUCCCUGCCCGCCAUGGCGUUACACUCAGCGUCUUCCAUAGCACGACUACACCACACUAAUGUGCAUUCAGACGUUGUUCCCUCCAUUUUCGCCUCCGGCAGUGGCAAUUUACUUGUCGACUUCACGGGUUUGUGCUCCAAAUCCAAGCGAGCCAGACGCAGAUUAGGAGCCUUUGCGUCUCGCAAAGCUUUUCAGCAUUACUUGACGAAGAACUCGUCGCCGGUCAAAGCCGUUCUUGACCUUGAGCGUUGCAGUAAGCUUCUUGAUGAUUCUGCUACUUCUGAUUUAAAACCACAGGUUGCACACUUGGAGGACAUAAUAUCAGAAAGAGGAGCUUGUGGUGUAGGGUUCAUUGCCAAUUUGGAAAAUAUAGGAUCACAUCAGAUUGUUAAAGAUGCUCUUACUGCUCUGGGCUGUAUGGAACAUCGUGGUGGCUGUGGGGCAGAUAAUGACUCAGGCGAUGGGUCAGGGCUGAUGACAUCUAUUCCAUGGGAUCUAUUUGACAAUUGGGCCAACAAGCAAGGGAUUGCAUCAUUUGAUAAGUUGCAUACCGGUGUUGGAAUGGUAUUUCUACCCAAAGAUGAAGGACUUCUACAAGAGGCGAAGAAAGUUAUUGUAAAUAUAUUUAAACAAGAAGGUCUUGACGUGCUUGGGUGGAGGCCUGUCCCUGUAAAUACUUCUGUAGUAGGCCAUAAUGCAAAGGAGACAAUGCCAAACAUACAGCAGAUAUUUGUUAAGAUCAUAAAAGAAGAAAAUGUUGAUGACAUUGAACGUGAAUUGUACAUCUGCCGGAAAUUGAUUGAAAAAGCAGUAAGCUCAGAAAGUUGGGGAAAUGAGCUUUAUUUCUGUUCUUUGUCAAAUCAAACCAUAGUCUACAAAGGAAUGCUUCGGUCAGAAGUUCUUGGAUUAUUUUAUCAUGACCUUCAAAAUGAUCUUUAUAAGUCUCCUUUUGCCAUUUAUCAUCGAAGGUAUAGCACGAAUACAAGUCCUAGAUGGCCUCUUGCACAGCCAAUGAGGCUUCUUGGACAUAAUGGAGAGAUCAAUACCGUACAGGGUAACUUAAAUUGGAUGCAAUCUCGUGAAACAUCAUUGAAAUCACCUGUAUGGCAUGGUCGGGAAAAUGAAAUUCGUCCAUUUGGAAAUCCAAAGGCAUCAGACUCAGCAAAUCUGGACAGUGCCGCAGAAUUGUUGAUAAGAAGUGGUCGUAAUCCUGAGGAAGCGAUGAUGAUCCUUGUACCAGAGGCUUAUAAAAAUCAUCCAACUCUCAUGAUUAAAUACCCUGAGGUGGUUGACUUCUAUGACUACUACAAGGGUCAAAUGGAGGCAUGGGAUGGACCGGCCUUGCUUUUAUUCAGUGAUGGAAAAACUGUUGGCGCAUGUCUUGAUCGUAAUGGCCUGAGGCCUGCUAGGUAUUGGAGAACAUCAGACAAUGUUGUAUAUGUUGCCUCUGAGGUUGGUGUUCUACCAGUUGAUGAAUCAAAGGUUAUCAUGAAAGGCCGAUUAGGUCCAGGGAUGAUGAUAACGGUUGAUUUAGUUGGUGGUCAGGUUUUUGAAAAUACUGAGGUUAAAAAGCGAGUAGCCUUGUCAAAUCCGUAUGGGGAGUGGGUCAAGGGUAACUUGCGGUCUUUUAAGCCAGCAAACUUCCUUUCGGCUGCGGUCAUGGACAAUGAUGCAAUAUUAAGACACCAACAGGCAUUUGGUUACUCAAGUGAAGAUGUCCAAAUGGUGAUUGAAUCUAUGGCUUCUCAAGGAAAGGAGCCCACAUUUUGCAUGGGAGAUGAUAUUCCACUGGCAGCAUUAUCUCAGAAGCCACAUAUGCUUUUCGAUUAUUUCAAGCAACGAUUUGCACAGGUCACAAAUCCUGCUAUUGACCCUCUUCGAGAAGGCUUGGUUAUGUCUCUUGAAGUCAAUAUAGGGAAGCGAGGGAAUAUAUUGGAAGUUGGACCAGAGAAUGCCUCACAGGUUAUAUUGUCUAGUCCUGUGUUGAGAAGGGAUCUUGAGUCAUUGUUGAAAGAUCCCCACUUAAAACCGCAAGUAUUACCAACAUUUUUUGAUAUAACCAAAGGGGUUGAAGGUUCGUUGGAGAAGGCAUUAGAUAGACUUUGUGAAGCUGCUGAUGAAGCUGUCAGAAAUGGCUCACAGCUGCUUGUUUUCUCUGAUCGUUCAGAUGCACUAGAACCAACUCAUCCAGCAAUCCCAAUCCUUCUUGCUAUUGGUGCUGUUCAUCAACAUCUAAUUCAGAAUGGCCUACGCACGUCUGCAUCACUUGUAGCAGAUACUGCUCAGUGCUUUAGCACUCAUCAGUUUGCCUGUUUGAUUGGAUAUGGUGCAAGUGCCGUGUGUCCAUACUUGGCAUUGGAGACAUGUCGGCAAUGGCGUUUGAGUAACAAGACUGUUAAUCUGAUGAAGAAUGGAAAGAUAUCAACUGUAUCAAUUGAACAGGCGCAGAAGAACUAUUGUAAGGCUGUUAAAGCGGGUCUUCUUAAAAUUCUUUCCAAAAUGGGCAUCUCAUUACUUUCCAGUUACUGUGGUGCACAAAUAUUUGAAAUCUAUGGAUUAGGAAAGGAAGUUGUUGAUCUUGCAUUUAGAGGAAGUGUAUCAAAAAUUGGUGGAUUAACUUUUGAUGAGCUGGCAAGAGAGACUUUGUCUUUCUGGGUGAAGGCAUUUUCUGAGGAUACAGCUAAAAGGCUAGAAAAUUUUGGGUUUAUACAGUUUAGACCUGGAGGGGAAUAUCAUGCAAAUAAUCCAGAGAUGUCAAAGUUGCUCCACAAAGCCGUUCGUCAAAAAAGUCAAAGUGCCUUUUCAGUGUAUCAGCAGCAUUUAGCUAAUCGGCCUGUUAAUGUUCUGCGUGACCUCCUUGAAUUUAAAAGUGAUCGUGCUCCAAUACCUGUAGGAAGGGUCCAACCUGCUUCAUCAAUUGUUGAACGCUUUUGUACUGGUGGCAUGUCACUUGGAGCUAUCUCAAGAGAAACUCACGAAGCAAUUGCAGUUGCAAUGAACCGACUAGGUGGAAAAUCCAAUUCAGGGGAAGGUGGUGAGGAUCCCAUUCGCUGGAAGCCACUUACAGAUGUUGUUGAUGGUUAUUCUCCUACUCUGCCACAUCUCAAAGGUCUUCAAAAUGGUGAUACUGCUACUAGUGCUAUCAAACAGGUUGCUUCAGGGAGGUUUGGUGUCACCCCAACAUUCUUGGCAAAUGCUGAUCAAAUAGAAAUUAAAAUUGCACAAGGUGCAAAGCCUGGUGAAGGAGGACAGUUGCCUGGGAAAAAAGUUAGCAUGUAUAUCGCAAGGUUGAGAAAUUCUAAACCUGGGGUUCCUCUUAUAUCUCCACCUCCUCAUCAUGACAUCUAUUCCAUUGAGGAUCUUGCUCAAUUGAUCUAUGAUCUCCAUCAGGUGAACCCUAAGGCCAAGGUCUCAGUGAAACUGGUGGCUGAAGCUGGAAUUGGUACUGUUGCAUCUGGGGUUGCCAAGGGUAAUGCUGACAUUAUACAGAUUUCAGGGCAUGAUGGUGGAACUGGAGCAAGCCCAAUAAGUUCUAUCAAGCAUGCUGGAGGUCCUUGGGAACUUGGUCUUACAGAAACUCACCAGACACUCAUUGAAAAUGGGCUUAGAGAAAGGGUCAUUCUCAGAGUUGAUGGUGGCUUUAGAAGUGGAGUUGAUGUGAUGAUGGCUGCCGCAAUGGGUGCUGAUGAGUAUGGCUUUGGUUCAGUGGCCAUGAUUGCUACUGGAUGUGUAAUGGCCCGCAUUUGCCACACCAAUAAUUGUCCAGUUGGUGUUGCGAGUCAGAGGGAAGAACUGCGUGCACGUUUUCCUGGUGUACCGGGUGAUCUUGUCAACUACUUUUUGUAUGUUGCUGAGGAGGUAAGAGGCAUAUUGGCACAGCUGGGUUAUGAGAAGUUGGAUGAUGUAAUUGGCCGGACAGACUUAUUGCAACCACGAGACAUAUCUCUAGUCAAAACUCAGCAUAUAGAUCUCAGCUAUAUUCUCUCUAACGUUGGGUUGCCAAAAUGGAGCAGUACAGCAAUUAGGAAACAGGAAACUCAUACCAAUGGUCUGGUUUUGGAUGAUGCUUUGUUAGCUGACCCAGAGAUUGCAGAUGCUAUUGAGAAUGAAAAAGUUGUCAACAAGACUGUUAAAAUAUUCAACAUUGAUCGUGCUGUAUGUGGGCGUAUAGCUGGUGUUAUUGCUAAGAAGUAUGGUGACACUGGUUUUGCUGGACAGUUGAAUAUAACAUUUACAGGAAGUGCUGGCCAGUCGUUUGCAUGCUUUCUGACCCCUGGAAUGAACAUUCGCCUGGUAGGAGAGGCUAACGAUUAUGUGGGGAAGGGAAUGGCUGGAGGUGAGUUGGUUGUCACGCCAGUUGACAAAACAGGGUUUCAACCUGAGGAUGCAACUAUUGUGGGGAACACUUGCUUGUAUGGGGCAACAGGUGGACAGGUCUUUCUUAGAGGGAAGGCUGGGGAGCGAUUUGCUGUGCGAAACUCACUUGCUGAAGCUGUUGUUGAAGGCACUGGAGACCAUUGUUGCGAGUACAUGACUGGUGGUUGUGUGGUUGUCCUUGGAAAAGUGGGUAGAAACGUGGCUGCUGGAAUGACUGGAGGGUUGGCUUACAUUCUUGAUGAAGACAGUACUCUCAUACCCAAGGUAAACAGAGAAAUUGUAAAAAUCCAACGCGUAUCAGCGCCUGUAGGGCAGAUGCAGCUGAAGAACCUUAUUGAAGCCCAUGUUGAAAAAACGGGGAGUAGCAAAGGGGCGGCGAUUCUGAAAGAGUGGGACAAGUACUUGCCGUUGUUUUGGCAGCUGGUUCCACCAAGCGAAGAAGACACCCCGGAGGCUAAUGCCGAGUAUGACACAAGAGAGGCUGAGCAGGUGACUUUGCAGUCCGCUUAGGAGCACAAUCCGAGCUUUACUUUUGAGUCCAGUAUCAUAUGGAGCCUCGGUGCAUGAAUUGCUGACGUGCCCAACCACCCCCCCCCCGGGGGGGCACAGAUGGAGAACAAAAUUCCAACUCUAAUUCAGGGGAUUAAUUUAUCCCCUCAGAGCCAUACGGCAACGCCACUUUUGGUUGCAGUUGGGGGUCGCCCCAUUCUCUCUUCCUAGUUUUGUAUAGAAGGCGCUUUGUACAAGAAAAUGUAGAUAAAAGGCACUCGAUUUCUGUCUGACUGAAAUUUUUUCUCUUUAAUUAAUUAAUGGGUUGAUUUUCCCAGUCUUCUCUUC